Messenger RNA from Didymodactylos carnosus, 892 nucleotides. The record is from the annotation of a GenBank genome assembly. Lineage: Eukaryota; Metazoa; Rotifera; Eurotatoria; Philodinida; Philodinidae.
UCUGAUGAUGUAAAUUCAACGUAUUUGACCAUCAGUACACUAUGUGCAGACAAUUUGACAGUUAUGUCAUAUAAAAAUAUUUAGUACGAUAGAAUAAGAGAUGUCGAAAAGCCUUAACCGGCGAGCUUUCUCACAUGAAUAAUGUGACCUCAUCUUUUAAUUUCGUAAUAUCAAAAUUGUUUAUUGAAAUGACAACAUUUUUUCACCUUAAAAGCUAAGAUAUACUUUUUAGAGUAAAAAUGACGAAAAAUUGAUAAGAAAAAGCAAAAGACAACUACGACGACCUUAUAAGUAAAAGAGUGUCCUUUUUAGUUAACAAACAUCAUUUCUCUGUGCCAGUUUAAAACAUGUUUUCUCGGUAUCUAUUAGUGCUACUUAUAAUUUCUGUUCUGAAGUUUGUUGAGCCAUCCGUUAGAUGUUUCACAGAUUGUUAUAUAUCAUUAAAUUUUACUGAUGCAGAUAUUCCAGUAGAUCAAUGUACUAAAAAUAAUGUCUCUGACAGUUGCCUUAUUACAUUAAUUGCUAACCAACCGAAAGAUGACGGAUUUGCUUCAUUUCAAGCUGUUGAUGCAGAUACAAUGCCAUUAUUUCUUACGAAUGGACAACCAUAUGAAAUAUUGGGAACACUGAUAUGGUUUCGAAAAAAACAAACAAAACGAACAUUUACUUAUACGUGUUCGAAAGAAGCUUUCUGCGGUGUUCAAAAAGCACAAGAUAUGUUUGAUGAACUAAAAGAAUUUGAUAUUGAUUCAGUAUGGAAUAAUCUAACUAAUUAUUUAUACGAUAAUAAUACAACAGAUUCAACAGCAAUUGAUGUAACAUGUAUGAAUGAACAGAAUCAACCUGUUUUAUGUAACAAUGGAGUUUGUCAGGCAAUUAUCAGUGAAAAUUC